Columba livia (rock pigeon) is the source of this 1392-nucleotide messenger RNA. RefSeq names its product calpain small subunit 1-like. NCBI's taxonomy places the organism in Eukaryota, Metazoa, Chordata, Aves, Columbiformes, Columbidae. The record is from RefSeq and is a predicted model, not a curated record. Bases 227 to 973 code for a protein of 248 amino acids. The transcript is spliced from 2 exons. Gene Ontology annotation, molecular function: calcium ion binding. Gene Ontology annotation, cellular component: calpain complex.
CCUAAAAUGGAAUCAUGUCAGAGAGCAGCUGGAUACCUUUGCUGCCAUUGCAAGUGCUUCCAAAGGGGGAAGAAUUGGAAUUGAGGAGUUUGCAGAGUACUUAAAGCUGCCUAUUUCAGAUGUCCUCAGGGAGCUGUUUCUACUCUUUGACAGGCUCAGACACAACACUGCUUCGGAGAGUUAAAGCAGCACUAGAUCUCUGAGUAACUCCUGCAAACAAUCUGCGAUGUUCCUCGCGAAAGCUUUGCUGAGUGGAGCAAGUGGCAGUGGCGGUGGAGGGAGCCUUGCACGUGGCCUUGGAGGUCUUCUAACCGGAGGCGGGCAUGGAGGGAAUCUUGGAGGACUUGUUGGAGGUCUCGUCAAUCUUAUAAGUGAAGCAGCAGCUCAGUAUAAUCCAGAGCCACCUCCACCUCCCCACAGUCAUUUUACAAACGUGGAAGCCUGUGAGAGCGAGGAGAUCAGACGGUUUCGUCGCCUUUUUGCCCAGCUGGCUGGAGAUGAUAUGGAAGUGUGUGCCACAGAGCUAAGGGACAUCCUGAACAAAGUGGUUUCCAGACAUCAAGACUUGAAGACCAAUGGCUUCAGCUUAGACACAUGCCGUAGCAUGGUAGCCGUCAUGGACACUGAUACCAAUGGCAAACUGGGCUUUGAAGAGUUUAAGUACCUGUGGAACAACAUCAAGAAAUGGCAAGGUGUGUACAAGCAGUACGAUACCAAUCAGUCAGGCACUGUUGGGAGAGCUCAGCUGCCAGAUGCCUUGAAGGCUGCAGGGUUCCACCUGAAUGAACAGCUCUGCCAGGUCAUCGUGCGCAGGUAUGCCGAUGAGGAUGGCAGCAUGGAUUUCAACAGCUUCAUCAGCUGCUUGGUACGACUGGACGGCAUGUUCCGGGCUUUCAAGUCUCUGGACCGAGAUGGAAAUGGACAGAUCAAAGUGACCAUCGAAGACUGGCUGCAGCUGACCAUGUAUUCGUGAAGGCAUAACAGAGAAGAAUGAGUUUCGUCUGGAAGAUACACAUGGACACCUAUGAUCCCAUACUAUAGAACUGUAGUCUUUUGUUCUAGGGCAGAGGUAGCUACUGGUAGACAGCUCAGCCUGAAGUGUUGUGAUUGCUCUUGUGCAUGCCUCACUCUGCUUUUUGGAAGGGUUUGUAUAAGUUGUCAGUCGGACAGCUGCUUACAUCUGUCUCAGAAAACUAUCUCUAGACUCCAAAGUGAAAAGAAUAAGUUGAACAAUCAAAGCUGAGUUAUUUCUUCACGUACGUUGGCUUGUAUACAACUGUUCUAUAAAAAGCUCCUAAGUUUGGUGUUGCUUUGUGAUGUUACUGUUCUGAUUUGUCAGCAUUCACUAAGCUGGAAUAAAGCUCUGCCUGCCUGAAGGCAAUCACUAGUGAA